Mytilus californianus (California mussel) is the source of this 1056-nucleotide messenger RNA. RefSeq lists its product as uncharacterized. The coding region runs from base 1 to 1056 and encodes 351 amino acids. NCBI's taxonomy places the organism in Eukaryota, Metazoa, Mollusca, Bivalvia, Mytilida, Mytilidae. The transcript is spliced from 7 exons. The record is from RefSeq and is a predicted model, not a curated record.
AUGGACUUACAUGUUUUAUAUAUUUCAGGUUGUACAUCAGCAGUGGAUCUACCAACUCUAGGAAGUAAUAGUGUUUGUCACUUAUAUGACACCUGUACUGGUAUAUCAUGUUGUCUACAUUCUACCACUGUUGAUAGAAACUUCAAUGUCUUCCUCAAACUGGAUCCCUGUACACAGAAACUUGACAUUGGUAUAGAAAAGUACCAGUUUGACUUUUCACUCUACACCUUCACAUUUGAGACUACACAGUAUUUCCAUAUUGACAGAGUAAUUGAAAUUGAGUACAAAAUAACAGAUUUGGUUGGUGAAAUGGUCUAUCUUGUGGAUAUGAAAGUCAAGAUUUGUUUCAAUGACCCUACACCAUGUGACUUGCAAGAAACUAUAGUUCUGAAUACCAAAUUACAAAAGAUGGUGUGUCCAUGGUUUAGAGGAUAUCCAAAUCCAAAUUGGUCCCUUAAUCAGUGGUAUUUGGACAAUUCUUAUACACCAGGAUCUAACUUGGAUUCCUCUACAGCUUCAUCUCUGAUGGAAGCAACAGAGAUAGGAGAAUAUUUACUUAGUCCUAUGAUAUCCAGAGAUGACCCCUUUGGAACUUAUGCUGCGGCCUAUCUUGGUUGGAGUUCAGAGUGUACUGAGGCCCCUGUAACUCUCCUUCAAAUGGACCAGUCUGUAAUAUCCUGUAAUCUAGAGAGCACCUGUCGUGGAUUGAGUUGUGCAUUAGACGUACCAUUCAUCAGUAAAACAUUUGAAUUCUAUAUGAGACUAGAGCAGUGUGACUACAUGUUGAAAGUUGGAAUCGAACGUCAACAAUAUGAGAGAACACUUAAAGGAUAUGAAUGGGGAGAAUGGACACAUGUUGACCUAAAUGGAGUUUUGAAAAUGAGUUUUGUUCUCCAUGACUUGUAUGCUGAGCCUGCAUUCCUGAUUUCUAUGAAGCUGAGUUUGUGUUGGGAAGCUAACCAGCCAUGUGGAACUGUAUACAAUAUCUUUGAUAAAGUCAGACUUCCAAAGAAAGUGUGUGACUGGGACAAAAAGUUCUUACAAAAUGGAAAAUAA